AUGGGGGAGCUGAAUGAGACAUACGAGCGAUACCUCUUCAACAAACGGGACCAGAAGGCGGACGAAACUAUUGAGGCCUUCAUGGCGGGUAUAAGAACCCUCAUCAAAACGUGUAAUUACCACAGGGACUCGGUCAGUUCAAUUUUAAGAGACAGGGUUGUCCUGGGGAUAAACGAUAAAGAGACUCAAAAACUACUUUUAAGAGAACGAAACCUCACACUAGAGGGCUGCGUGAACAUCUGCAAGGCUGCAGAAAAUGCGACCAUUCAAGGGAAAGCACUGUCGAGUGAUAGUGCCAAUGCCGCUGUCAGUAUCAAGCGUGUGAAAGAUGGACGUAGGCCUAAAAAGCCUAGCACUGCUACUAGUAGUAACUCUGACUCAGUUUCUUCUAAGAAGGUGUCCACUAGGGAUUGUAAGUUCUGUGGGCGCUCUCAUCCGAUGGUGAAGGAAAAAUGCCCCGCCUGGGGAAAGACUUGUGAUAACUGUCAUGGGCAAAACCAUUUUAGUGCCAAGUGCCGUAAACCAAAGGUCAGAGCGGUGUCACAUUCACAUGCCGAAUCAUCAUCAGGAUCGGAUGAUGAGUACUACCUGCAAAAUGUGACAUCGCGUCGCAGGGGCAGCUCUACCCUGACUGCUAAGAUGGCAGUCAAUGGGUGCCAUCUUCAUUUUCAACUGGACUCUGGUGCAGAGGUUAACACUUUGUGCCAAAGAUUCGUUAAGAAAGACCAAGUCGUGUCUAGCAGUAAGAAACUGAUCAUGUGGAACGGUGCGAAAGUGAAACCAAAAGGGGAGGCCACUCUUUCCUUGAAGAAUGUCCGCACUGGCGAGGUACAACCUGUGGAUUUCGUGGUUGUACCCAACAACCUCUCUUGCCUCCUUGGUAUAAAUACGAUUCGAAAGAUGGGGCUGAUUACUGUGAAUAAAGAUCGCUUCAUCGCCAAAGUGGAAACUGAAACGACUGAAUCAAAACUCGGUGACCUUGGAGAGGCACGCCUGCAUGUCAAUCAUGAUGUGAAACCACGAGUCCUGCCAUGCAGGAACGUGCCGAUUGCGCUGAAGGAGGACGUUAAAAAGGAGCUUGAUCGUCUUGUGGACCUUGGUGUUCUGGAGCCUGUGUCCGAGCCGACCGAAUGGGUGAGCCAGAUGGCUGUUGUGCGUAAGUCAAAUGGACGGUUGAGGAUUUGUUUAGAUCCACAGCCACUAAACGAAGCUCUAAUGCGAGAGCACUACAAACUGCCUACGCUUGAUGAUGUCUUGCCGAUGCUCAGUGAGGCGAAAGUAUUCAGUAAGGUUGACGUAAAGAAUGCCUUCUGGCAUGUACGUUUAGAUGAAGAAUCUAGUUUGCUGUGUGCGAUGAUCACUCCUUUCGGCCGAUUUAAGUGGCGCCGCCUGCCAUUUGGUUUGAAAGUUAGCAGUGAGAUCUUUCAGAAGAGACUAACGGAAGCUCUGAGUGGACUCGAGGGUGUUUUCACGAUCGCAGACGAUAUUGCUGUCGCCGGAUGUGGGACAUCAAAAUCUGAGGCCCUCCAGGACAACGACGCCAAACUCGAGAAACUGUACGAGCGUUGCGAUGAUCGUCACAUUGUGCUUAAUGACGACAAGAAAGAGAUUGGUAAGACUGAAAUGACUUUCCAUGGGCAUCGCUUCACUGAUGACAGAGUCAAACCCGACGAGAGCAAGAUUGAAGCGAUCAGGAGCAUGCCGGCUCCGACUGACGUCGCUUGGGUCAAGCGAUUCUGUGGAAUGGUUCAAUACAUGUCACGGUUCCUACCGAAUUUGGCCAACGAUCUGGGACCAAUUCGGGACCUCACCAAGAAAGAGACUGAAUGGGAUUGGUCAGCUGCCUGCGACCAGGCGUUCAGAACGGUGAAGGAAAAACUGACUGUCGCGCCGGUGUUAGCAUAUUUUGACUCAAAGAAAGAAGUCAAAGUACAAACGGACAGUAGCAAGGAUGGAAUCGGGGCCGUGUUACUGAGCGGUGGCCGCCCUGUCGAAUAUGCGUCACGGUCUCUUUCGAAUGCACAGAGGUCGUGGGCUCAAAUUGAGGAAGAGCUGUUGUCUGUUUGUUUUGGGCUUGAGCGCUUCGACCAGUAUACUUAUGGGACUAAGGUCAUUGUGGAAAACGAUCACAAACCUUUGGCAGCCAUCUUGAAAAAACCACUAAGUCAGGCGCCAAAGCGGUUGCAGGCCCUGUUGAUACGCCUGCAUAGAUAUGAUGUUGAAUUCCAUUUCCUGAAAGGAACUGAACUGGUAAUCGCUGAUACCUUGAGCCGUGCUUUUCUGGAAUCGGAGGCUGAGGAGCGGCCAAGGAUCAUGAAUAUAGAGUAUUUUCCUCGCGUUUCUGAUGCCAGAUUGGAGGAGGUGCGUCAGGCCACCUCCACCGAUCCUACGAUGAAAACACUUGUGUCGCUGAUUAUAGAUGGCUGGCCAGAUACCAAACAAGAGACUCCUCAUGAGGCCAGGCCUUAUUUCGACAUCAGAGACACUCUGAGCUAUGAGGCUGGUAUUGUUCUCAAGGCAGAGGCAAUAGUAGUGCCUGCUGAAUUGCGAGCUGAUAUGAAAGCCCGUCUCCAUGCUGCUCAUCUCGGAUACAACAGUAUGAUUCGCCGAGCUCGUGGUCUGGUUUUCUGGCCAGGAUUAACUCAGGAUAUCAAGCAGAUAGUUGACAACUGUGAGCCGUGUCAGGAACUUAGGGCCCGUAGCCCGAAAGAACCCCUGAUCCCACAGGAGGACGGUCAUGGACCGUGGGAUAAAGUCGCGAGUGAUAUCUUCGAAAUUGCCGGUCGCCAACAUCUGGUCAUGGUUGAUUUCUACUCCAACUUCAUUGAAGUUGAUUAUCUGCCAAAUAUCACUAGUGCGCAGGUCAUAUCAGUCAUGAAAAAGCAUUUCGCACGCUAUGGCAUACCUCGUAUCUUACACACUGACCCUGGAUCUCAACUAACAUCGGGUGAAUUCCGAAAGUUCACCAAGGAUUAUGGUAUAAUUCACGUGGAAUCGUCGCCGGGCCACCACUCAGCUAACGGAAAAGCUGAGGCAGCUGUGAAAGUGGCCAAACAUUUGCUGAUAAAGGCUAAAAAGACGAAAACUGAUCCGUAUAUCGCGCUGCUUGAACUCAGGAAUACUCCAAGGGAAGACACCGGUCUUAGCCCCGCGCAGAUGUUGUUUGGGCAUGGUACGCGUUCUGUGAUUCCAAAUGCUUGUGCAAUGCAGCAAAGUGGUGAAAGUGAUGUGUGCAGUGAAGGGCGUGAAAAGCGCAAGGCUGCUAUGAAGCGUAGCCAUGAUAAGAAAGCUACCGAAUUGUCUAAGCUUUCCUCUGGUCAGAGUGUGUAUUUUGAGCACAAGGACAAGGAGCGCUGGAUUUUGGGUAAAGUCAUUGAUGUACUUGGUGAAAGGACCUAUUUGGUAAAGGGGAAGAACGGUGGUAUCUACCGUAGAAACCGGGUCCAAAUGAGGUCCACUGCUCUAGAGGUGCCAGAACAUACUCCAAGCGCUCCUCCUCCUCAUGCUCCACUGUUGCCAGAGAAACCAGUCUUGAACAAGGGGGCUGUACCCCAGGUGAAUGCCUCAUCCCCUCCAAGUGCAGGUCAUGUAAACCCUAGUGUACGUGUAGAUGUGCCUGAUGCUAGCAGUUCUGUGGAUAUUCAGGCUGAUGCAGGUGGUGGUUCCAACGCAGUGGUUCCAAACUUGGCUGAGUCUCCACCACCCACACUGAGGCGCAGCUCUAGAAUGACAAGUGAGCCGCCGUAUUUGCGAGAUUUUGUGAGACCUAAGUCUGGGAAGUGA
Lineus longissimus is the source of this 3783-nucleotide messenger RNA. RefSeq lists its product as uncharacterized. The coding region runs from base 1 to 3783 and encodes 1260 amino acids. Gene Ontology annotation, biological process: DNA integration. Gene Ontology annotation, molecular function: nucleic acid binding. NCBI's taxonomy places the organism in Eukaryota, Metazoa, Nemertea, Pilidiophora, Heteronemertea, Lineidae. The record is from RefSeq and is a predicted model, not a curated record. The transcript has a single exon.